This is a messenger RNA of Pogona vitticeps (central bearded dragon), 2340 nucleotides long. The record is from RefSeq and is a predicted model, not a curated record. NCBI's taxonomy places the organism in Eukaryota, Metazoa, Chordata, Lepidosauria, Squamata, Agamidae.
AUGAACAUAUGUGCUGGACCUCGAUACAUUGGUAGACCAAGGGGCUUCUCUUCUGCUUCGGUCAUUGGUGGCCUGGGUGCCUCCCGAGGCAGCUGUGCUCCUGUGUGCCAGCCAGUGCCAAAACCGUAUGGGGCUGGUGGCUUUUCCAGCGUUAGCCUGAAUCACUUUGGUGGCCCAAGCCGAAGAAUUGCUUGCGGCCAGGGCUAUGGAGGACCUGUCUAUGGUGGCAUUGGUGGUCAAGGGUUAGGCUUUAGUGGUCAGGGGAUAGGACUAGCCGGGCAUGGUGUUGGUAUUGGUGGCCAGUGUAUAGGGGGUCCAGGUAUUGGAGGUCAAGGAAUAGGUAUACCCAGUCACUGUAUCCCAGGUCAAGGGAUUGGCAUUGGAGGUCAAGGUAUAGGUAUACCCGGUCACUGUAUUCCAGGUCAGGGUAUUGGAGGCCAAGGAUUAGGAAUAGGGGGUCCGUGUAUUCCAGGCCAAGGAAUGGGGGGUCCAUGUAUUCCAGGCCAAGGAAUAGGGGGCCAAGGCAUUGGCGUUGGGGGUCAAGUAAUAGGUAUAUCAGGUCAAGGCAUUGGGGGACAAGUUGUAGGGGGACAGAUUAUUGGAGGUCAAGGUGGUCUCAGCUAUGGUGGUCCUGAGUGUGCGGGAGGCUUUGCUGGCAUGGGUGCCAGGAUGGUGAGCAUGGGUGGUGGUUUGCCAUGCAGAGGUGAAGGGAUCCGAGGAGUCAGCAUCGAUGAGCGCCUGUUAAAGCCACUUUCGGUUGGAGUGGACCCAGAGGAGCAAAAAGCACGGACCCACGAGAAGGAAGAGAUGAAGACCUUGAACAACCAAUUUGCUUGCUUCAUUGAUAAGGUUCGCUCCCUAGAGCAGCAGAACAAAGUGCUGGCGACCAAGUGGGAGCUGCUGAACCAGUGUGUCCAACCUUCACGGAAGAACAUGGAGAGCUACUAUGAGAAUUUCAUUGCCACGCUGAAGAAACAGCUGGAAUGUCUCUUGAGUGAGCGAGGGAAACUAGAGCAUGAGCAGAAGAACAUGCAGGAGCUGGUGGAGGAAUACAGGUCAAAAUAUGAAGAUGAAGUAAAUAGACGCACGACAGCGGAGAAUGAGUUUGUGGUGCUCAAAAAGGACGUUGACUGUGUGUUCCUCACCAAAGAAGAACUGGAAUCUAAAGUAGAUGUGAUGGCACAACAGCUUGAAGUCCUGAGAGCAGUCUUUGCAGAGGAGUUAUCUCAGCUGGAGAGCCAAAUCGUAGACACUUCAGUGGUUCUGAAAAUGGACAACACACGAGACCUGGAUAUGGACCUGAUCCUUCAGAAUGUGGAGACUUGGUACCAGAACAUUGCUCAUGCCAGCAAACAAGAAGCUGAAGCCUUUUACCAUAACAAGAUUGCUGAGAUUCAAGACAACCGCACCAAAUUCAACGAAGAACUUAAAAACAACCAGCAUGAGAUUGCAGAGCUCAACAGGGUGGUCCAGCGGCUGCAUACUGAUCUUGACAACGUAAAGAAGCAGGUUGCAAGUCUGCAGUCGGCCAUCUGCGAUGCCGAGCAUCGUGGCGACAUUGCCCUGAAGGAUGCCCGCAACAAGCAUGCUGAACUGCAGAAUGCCUACCAGAAGGCCAAAGACAAACUGGCGUCUGUGCUCCGUGACUACCAGGACCUGCUCAACACCAAGAUAGCUCUGGACAUUGAGAUUGCCACCUAUAAAAUGAUGCUGGAAGGCGAGGAGAGCAGGAUAUGCUCAGGGAACGCGGUCAGUGUUGCUAUGGUCAGUGGCGGCUACCCAGUGGGCGAAUGUGUCCCUGGCAUUGGACCCGGAGUGGCCUAUGGUGCUGCAUAUGGCGGCAUGGGUGAAGGCUUCACCUCCGGAAGCGCAGGAUGUAUCCACACGAUGGGCCCCAGAGUUGCAGCUGGCUCAGUGGGCCGGACAGCAGGAGCUACUUAUAGCGUCGGACAUGCCUCUGGGGGUGCAGGAAACAGUGGAGCUUUUAGCUCCAGAAGUGGUGGUGGUUACACCUCCAACAUAACUGCGAAGCACCUGGUGGGCGCCGGGGGAGGGCGGCACAGCUCAGGCGUUUCUGUGGAUGGGAGCUGCGUCAGCGGCCACCACGGGGGGAUCCACCACGCAGUCGGAGCAGCAGGAGGCAUCGCUGGUUCCCAUGGAAGUGGGGGUUUCAGUACCGUGGUCCAUGGGGCCGGGGUGCACAGCUCUGGAGCUGGAGGGGCUUAUGGCGCCGGAUCUGGGGGAGGAAUCUCAGCAGCUGUGCACAGUGGAUCCCGAGGUGAUGCUAGAAACGUGCACAUGGGCUCAGUCAGCUCUUCUAGCAGAAAAAUUACCUACUGA